Molecule: messenger RNA, 2487 nt
Organism: Pyricularia grisea
Lineage: Eukaryota; Fungi; Ascomycota; Sordariomycetes; Magnaporthales; Pyriculariaceae
Exons: 1
Coding region: 1-2487 (828 amino acids)
Cellular component (GO): mitochondrion
Molecular function (GO): oxidoreductase activity; protein binding
Source: RefSeq, a predicted model, not a curated record
AUGGACCCCUCCCAGCGAGUCGUGAUCAUCGGCGCCGGCAUAGUCGGCGUCAACAUCGCUGACGAGCUGGUCUCGCGCGGAUGGUCCAACAUCACCGUCCUCGAACAGGGUCCCCUCAGCAUGCCCGGCGGCUCAACAUCUCAUGCCCCGGGUUUAGUGUUUCAGACGAACCCCUCCAAGACCAUGAGCAAAUUCGCCAUGUACACAGUCGAGAAGCUUCUGUCCAUCGACUGCUUCAACCAAGUCGGCGGCUUAGAGGUAGCCGAGACCCCAGAGCGCCUCGAGGACCUCAAAAGAAGGUAUGGCUACGCCCGCUCGUGGGGAGUCGAGGCAGAGCUCCUCUCGGCCGAGCAGUGCCGCAGGAUUUACCCCCUACUAGGCCCGGACGUCGUCCUCGGAGGCCUACUCUUCCCCACAGACGGCCUCGCCCUGGCAGCCAAGGCGGUGCAGGUCCUGGUUGAAAGGACGCGGAAGGCCGGAGUCCACUAUCUGGAGCACACUCGCGUCACAGGCAUCCAGCAACAAGACAAGCGUGUCACGGGCGUCGAGAUCAGCACCGGGGCCACGAUCCCGGCCGACAUCGUCCUCUCGUGCGCGGGCUUCUGGGGCGUCGAGCUUGGCGCCAUGGUCGGCCUGCGCGUACCCCUGCAGCCCAUGGGCCACCAGUACGUCAAGACGACAUCGGUGCCGACGCUGAGGGGCAAGAACCCACUCCCCAACGGCGCGACCCUCCCCAUCCUCCGCCACCAAGACCGUGAUCUCUACUACCGCGAGCAUGGCGAGCAGCUCGGGAUCGGCUACUAUGGCCAUCGGCCCUUGCCCGUAACGGCGGCAUCCCUAGGCCCGACCCCUGCCCACGUCGACGAGCAAAACAUGCCGUCCCGCAUGGACUUCACCCCGGAGGACUUCACCCCAGCCUGGGAGCUGAGCAAGAAGCUCAUUCCAGCCCUCGCAGACACCACCAUAGAGACGGGUUUCAAUGGCAUCAUGUCCUUCACGCCCGACGGCGGGCCGCUAGUCGGGCGCGCCCCGGACCUGGACGGCUUCUUCGUCGCAGAGGCGGUCUGGGUCACGCACUCGGCCGGCGUGGCGCGCGCCGUGGCCCAGCUCCUGACGACGGGCAAGUUGGACGUCGAUCUGCUGGCCGAGUGCGACAUCACCCGGUUCGACGACGUGCAGCUCACACAGGGCUACGUCACCGAGACGUGCACGACGGCCUUUGUGGAGGUCUACGACAUCAUCCAUCCGCUGCAGCCGCGCUCCUCGCCGCGCAACCUCCGCGUCAGCCCCUUUUUCUCCCGGCAGUCGCAGGACCUGGGAGCUUACUUUCUCGAGGCGGGUGGUUGGGAGCGGCCGCACUGGUUCGAGGCCAACGCGCACCUGGUGGACGAACUUCCCGCGGCUUGGAGGCCCAAGGACCGCGACGUCUGGUCGGCCAGGUACCACUCCCCCAUCGUGGCGGCCGAGGCGUGGAAGACGCGGACGACUGCCGGCCUGUUCGACAUCUCCCCCAUCAGGCGGCUGCUCGUCACCGGGCCGGGAAGCCUGGAGCUGCUGCAGCGGCUGGCCUCCAGCGACGUCUCGAAACCCCCCGGCGCGGUGACCUUCACGCUGCUGCUGGACGAGCACGGCGGGGUGAGGAGCGACGUCUUCGUCGCGAGGUUGGCGGACCAGACGUUCCAGCUUGCCGUCAACGGCGCCGUCGACGCGGCGUACCUGGCACGCGAGGCCCGGCUGCAGACGGCGGCCCGGCCCGGAAGCUCCGUGCAGGUCCGGGAUGUCACCGGUGGGACCUGCGGCGUCGGCGUCUGGGGCCCGCGCGCUGCGGAUAUCGUCGGCGGCAUCUGCAGCGAUGACCUGGCGGCCAUGCCGAGGAAUGCUGUGCGGUCGUCUGUCGUGGCCGGCGUGCCGGUCCUGGUGGUCAGCCACUCGUUUGUCGGCGAGCCCGGGUGGGAGAUCUACACGUCCGCGGAGCAGGGCCUGCGGCUGUGGGACGCGCUGUGGGGAGCCGGCCGAGCGCACGGAGCUGUGGCGGCGGGGCGGGCGGCGUUUGCGGCGCUGAGGAUGGAGGCUGGCUUCCGGACGUAUGGCGUCGACGUGACUACGGAGCAUGGGCCGUUCGAGGCUGGGUUCGGCGCCGCUGUCGACCUAGGCAAGAGUGGCUUCGUGGGCUGUGACGCCGUGUGGAGGCUUGCCAGCGCAAAGCCGGUGAAGAAGCUACGUUGUAUUGUCGUGGACGACGGCCGCUCCGUGGUGCUGGGGAAGGAGCCCGUGUUUGUCUCGGGCAAGGCGGUGGGCUACGUCUCGAGCGCGGUGUUUGGGUAUACUAUCGGCAAACCCCUUGCUUUUGCCUGGCUUCCGGUGGAGCUGGGUCCCGGAACAAGUGUUGAGAUUGAGUAUUUUGGGAGACGGAUCAAGGCCACCGUGACGGCAGAACCAAUUCUGCAACAGCAGUUGGAUGCACAGCCUCCGAGGGCACGUUUGUAG